AUGUGGAUUGCAUUCUCGGCCUCAUCUAGGUGUUAUCAGCUUCCUCAGAAGGCAAGGCUAUGUAAAGAGGUGGAAAAUGCGACGGCUGUAGUGGUGAGUAUUUUGGUGCGUAACGAUGCUGAUCCCAACAGCAAACUCAUAAAUAUGGCGCUCACCUGGGAGGCCGAAUUUUUGAUCUCGGUGCAUCAAUGGGCAGCUGAAAAUGCUGAAGAUCUGGUCAUCAGUUUCCAAGCAGAGGUAUAUUCUUUGUUUUAUCGGCCUUCUUGCAUUAGGUUAUUUCAGAAUAGGUAG
Protopolystoma xenopodis is the source of this 291-nucleotide messenger RNA. The record is from the annotation of a GenBank genome assembly. NCBI's taxonomy places the organism in Eukaryota, Metazoa, Platyhelminthes, Monogenea, Polystomatidea, Polystomatidae.